This is a messenger RNA of Microplitis demolitor, 5448 nucleotides long. RefSeq lists its product as uncharacterized. The record is from RefSeq and is a predicted model, not a curated record. Gene Ontology annotation, biological process: protein peptidyl-prolyl isomerization. Lineage: Eukaryota; Metazoa; Arthropoda; Insecta; Hymenoptera; Braconidae. The coding region runs from base 941 to 2740 and encodes 599 amino acids. The transcript is spliced from 4 exons. Gene Ontology annotation, molecular function: zinc ion binding; peptidyl-prolyl cis-trans isomerase activity.
AGUUCGCGGGGACGGAAGGAGGCAGACGCGGGUACACACCAGUCAGGCAGUCACUAGUCAGUAGCGACGCUGCGCCCUCACUCUCUGGGUGUCUCUGGCAGUGUCGGAGGGAGUAAACUAGUAAACACACAUGACACAUACUGAUAUACGUGUGUGUAAUCGACAAUAGCUGGUACUGGUGGUGGGUAUUCUCCAUCAUUCUCCACACGUCAUACACAUAUUUUACCCAGUGUACGUGUAUUUGUUAAAGUAGUUGUGGAUGUGAGGAUCGGCUGUGGCUCGUCGUUGGGUUCCUCGCCGCCAUGCCAGUGGUUAGUGUAGUGAACCAAACGUCAUGAUGUGGCAAUACGUUAGCGCAAGUUAAAAAAAGUAGGUGUCUAAAUGAGAAGACACCGCGCGAAGAUACCGGCCAACUAAAAUAAUCAUGUCCACAUAACCCGUUCGAUAAGCUCUCCUCAAGUUGAGCGAGUGAUUUAAUAUUUAAACUUACGAGCCCACGACCAUCACACCGCCGAUACGACGGACGACCUGAGUGCCGCUGCUGAGUCGCGCGCGCGACCAAGGGAACACAGAGGGGGGGAAAGGCGAGGGAAAUUUACUGACUAAAAAUUCAUUAUUAAUUAUUUAACAAAUAGACAUAUAUACAUAUAAAUAUAUUUAUAUAUCUAAUAUAUAAUAUAUCAUAUAUAUUUUGUUAUUGGUAUAGUAUGUAACUAAGUAGAGUGCUGAUGAAAAAGAUGCCGCGCAAAACAACAUCAACGUUCAAGCCUUGAUGCCUGGUUAAUAUAUAUAUGUUAUAUAUAUUAUUACGUUCGUGUGAAAGACGCGGGUGUGGAAGAAGAUACUGCCCGGACUCUAUGACGACUUGGACACCGCGUCCUCAGGGUUUAAGAUAGAGCUAACACAAGAGUCCCUGCUCCUGGGACACAUCAUCGACACGAUGUUUGACCCAAGUGUGCUAACGGAACUUGAGGAAUUGACGUUAUGUGGUUACUGCAAGCAAAAGUACAAUGACGUGGAGCUGUGUCCAAAAAAUUUAAGCUGCAAGCAUCAGUUUUGCUUGAGAUGUAUCGAAAAUAAUUUAUUGAAGGGCCGAGAUUUGUUCUGUGCACACUGUUGGAAGAGAACAGAGCUUGGCGAUCAAGGACCAGAUUGUCUGCCAACCAAUGGUCCAUUACUUGCCCUAGCCAAUAACUUUGCCUACCUCAAAAUUGCCAGUAACAAUACGCCUUGCAAGCAGAAUGACAAAGAACGAAAGAGUGAGAAUUGUCACACUCAUGGGAUGCCCCUUACUCUGUGGUGCUCAUCGUGCUGCACACUGCUGUGUCGAGCUUGUGCUACGCCCCAUGAACAUCCUGGUCACCAAAUAAAGACGCAAACAGAUGCCAAAGAACAGCUCAUAUCCGACGUUCAACUUGAACUGGUUACGAUGGGAAAAUUGUCGUCGGAGAUCCAGAGAAUGGCGAUGCAGCAGAGAGAAUUUUUGAUAAAAGUUCUCGAAGCUUGCGUGACACUCAAGACACAUGUAGAGACUGAUUUACAGAACGGAUGGACACAUUUUCCAGAGAUAUCUGACGCACGUGAAACACUGGGGAAAGCUAAAGCUAGUCUUCAGGUGAGUGACAGUCCCAAUGAUGUUUACAGUCUUCAUUCCCACUUAGUUAUGGAAAAACAGAGGCUACAAUCAAAGUAUCAAGAGAUGUUGCUGCAAUGCCAGUUGGAUGAUCUGAUAGGCAAUUCGGGAGUUAUAUUCGACUUUGGUCUGCUGAAACAAGCACUCGCGAGCAUCCAUUCCGGGGAACCAAUUUUAUUACAGCCUGCUGGAAAUGGCAGAGUACAAAACCACAUUGCCGCGGCUCAAAAUCCCAUACUCUUCCUUGCAAACUACUGCAUGUCUCAGCUUUACUCCCGUCAUGUUGUCAGCAAACAGCAUAUGCAAAAUGGUUCUAUCGAUUACCAUACAAACAUGAUACCAACUCCAGCACCACCGGGAUCAAUUCAUGUUCAUCCAGUUACAUUGCCACCUCAAGCUCCACCAGCCCAAACCCAGCUGCUUAUUCCACCAGGAUCUCCAUCAGUUAAAUCAGUACAAACAGCUCCGCCAAAUUCAAUUCUCCAAUCGCAGCCAUCCAAUGCUUUUAUGCAAGACAACGGCUCCAGUGGCAGUGGAGUCGGCAGUUUAUCUGUUCACUCGCCAACAAGCAACAGCAGUAUCACUGUUUCGCUACGUGGACCUGCUAAUCCUUAUCCAAUGUAUUACUUUAACAUUGAGGUAAACGGAUCACCACACGGGCGUAUUGUGAUUGAAGUAAGACCCGAUGCAGCUCCAAAAAUGGCGAAAAAUUUCAGCGUACUUGCGACCGGUGAAAUAGGUGUUGGUUACAAAGGAUGCUCGAUAUUCCAAUGCUGGGAAGGCGAAUCUGUUAUCACCGGUGAUUUUGAACUAAACAAUGGCCGUGGUGGACGUAGCAUUUAUGAGGAUGGUUACUUUAUGCCCGACGAUACUAAAUUUCCAGCAGUACGAGGCGCAGUCGGUAUGCGCCGUACUCAAAAACGUCAUGAUAAUCUUGGGAUGGUUGGUUCACAAUUUCGUAUUAUUCUACAAGAAAUGCGCGGCUUUACCGGAAUAUUUGGUCACGUUGUUGAGGGUCUGGAACUCGUCGAAAAAAUAUCAACGUACGGUGAUCAAACCGGCAAGCCCACGAAAACAAUAAUGAUUACCAAGUGCGGUAAAUUGUAACGCACCAAUAAUCCAAUUAUGUGUGAUUUUAAAAAAUGCAAUUUCGACGAUCUCUAUGCGCUUUCAUCGUUCAAAAUUAUUAAAGAAUGAUUAUUAACAUUAUUAUCAUAAUAAUGUGCGAAAAAAAUUAAUCUAUUAUUAUUAUUAUUAUUAUUAUUAUUAUUAUUAUUAUUAUGACAACUACUAUUAUUAUUAAUUAUCAUAAUGAAUCAUGGGAAACUAUUAUUAUUAUUAUUAUUAUUAUUAUUACUGAUGAAAAAAAAAAAAUAUGACCAUCGUUAUACGUAGGCUGCACCUGUUGCGUUUUACGGUGCACCGUUAAGUUUACUGCAAUUAUUUUUAUUAUUAUUAUUAUUACAUAUAUUUACUAUACAAAAUAGAUAUUUAAAAGAUGUUGAAUCUAUUUUUAAAGAGCGAGUAAUAAAAAAAUGAAAUAAUGAUGUUAAUACUGAUAAAUAAAUCCGUAUUUUGCUAUGUAUGACUACUAGUAGUGGGAAGAUAAAAAAAAAAUAUGUUGUAGAGAUAAAGAUAUAGUUUAAAGGGCAUCAACAGAAUGCCGUUUCUACAAUAGAGACGAUGGUUCCACACAUACGUACCUCAUAUCGAUCGUACAAUCGAUACUAAAAACUUCUAGCUAUAUUUAAUAAUUAUAAAUAAUAAAAGUCUUUAUUUUCAACAACGCUCGUCGUUUGUAAUCAUUCAUUUUCUUUCCUUACAUUAAUGGAUACAAAUAUAUAUAUAUUACUAUAUUAUAUAUGUUAUAUAUAAUGACUACCGACACGAAUCUUUAGAUUUUUUAAAGGAAAAAUGAACGCGAUCAGGCGGAUCUUAGUUUUGACGACAUAUUUAGUAAUAAUUAAUUAAUAAAAUUAAUCACGUGUGGAGCAACACAAAUUAUAUUAAUAGAUAUAUAUAUAAAUAAGAAAAUAUAUAUUUUUAGUCAAAGAUUUGUGUGUUUAUGUAUGACGGCAAAGUUAUGGGAUUGCUAUUGAUGCGUACAAAUAAUGCGAAAAAAAAAAAAUGUGUGAUUUUAGCGACUGCAUUUGCUAGGAUUUUUAGAGAAAUAAAAUGCUGGUAUAUAAUUAUGAUAAUAAUAAUAAUAAAUUAGCCAGACAGACGACGUCUUCCUUCUUUUCGUUCGUUGACGAUAAGAAUGAGGAUUUGGUUCGUAAUAUGUUUAUUAUUGUAAUAAAUAAUUAUACUUAGAUAUUAAUUGUGUGAAUAUUAAAUACGAGGCCUAACUACUGCGUAGAACGCAAGGGCGUCUCGUACCUUCCAAUCGAUGAUUAAACAAGUAAAAUCAAUAAAUAAAUUUAAAAAAAAAUACAAAAAAAAAGAAAUAUAUACGAUACAAAUAUAUAUUUAAUAAAUCAUUCCCUAACAGUGUAUAUCAAAAGUAAAAAUAAAAAUACUACGAUAAUGCUUUAGAAUAAUAAUUAUAAAAAUAUAAAAAUAUAAAAAUAUAAAAAAUAUAAAAUGAAAAAAAAAAAAAAAAAAAAAACAAAAAAAAAUUGCUCGUGUAACAUCUUCGUUAGUCCAAUUGUUAUGUAUUAUAUAAAUGUAUAAACAAAUACUCCCACAUGGGAAUGGAUUAUAAGUAACGCGAUGCUAUUUAAAUGGUAUCGAGAAAGUUAGAUGAUAAUGAUGAUAAUAAUUAAAAAUGAUUGAAAUAAAAAAAUAUAUGGACGCACUUAUUUACACAAAAACUCUUAUUACUAUAUUGUUAUUAUUAUUAUUAUUAUUAUUGGACAGUGCGAUACUAUUGCACGGCAUGUUUUACGUGAAUGCCUUUCUCGAAGUGAACCUCAUUCGAUGUUAAACUUAAAAGUUUUAAAACUUGUUAAUUAAAUGAUAAAUGUGAAUUGUAAAAGAUGGAUAAAAAAUAAAAUAAUAAUUACUAUAAUUACUCAAGCGUACGCCGGUGUGUGAAUUUAAUCGCGAUGAGUGGCGCAUACGUAAUUAGAAUUGUGUCAUCGUAAUUAGGAUAUAAAUUGUACUACACUAUCAAAUGACUAAAGAAAUAUAUAUGUAUAUAUAUAUAUAUAUAUAUAUAUAUAUAUAUAUAUAUAUAUAUAUUAUUAUUAUAAAUCUUGGAAUGUGCAAAAAAGUAAAAUAAAAAUCACGACGAAUUAAACGAGAAAAAUUUAAGUAUAUUUUCUGAGCUCCGAUGUAGCCCACGUAUCCGCGCUAUGAAUCUAAAUGAAUAAAUAAAUAAAACAAAUAUAUCCACGGUAAAGGCUUGUCCUACCUGUAAAUAGACAUAUAUAUUUUUAUGAAUGCGACAAGGCAGAUACGCGUAGAUUGUAAUAACGACUUCGACGACCGUCAGUUUAGUCCUUACCCUCGCAAAUCGAUUUAAAAUAAUGAAAUUAUAUUUAAAUAAUUUAAAAAAACGAUCUAUCUACACGAAAUUUGUAAGCUGCAUUUUUACCAUUACUUUUUUUUUCUCCGUAUUUUAUUAUUAUGAUUAUUAUAAUUGUGAUUUGUUUUUAAAUAUUAUUAAAAUUCAAAUACUAAAUUAUUUAUUAAUAUUGUUAGAUGACAUUGAUUUAAAAUUAUAAGAAAUGUUUUCUUUUUUUUUUUUUGUAAACCGGCCUACGGUAUUAUUUAUCUACGCAUGAGAUAAAACACAUGUCACUCUACUAAAUGUACUUGAUGAAAAAGAAUAACUAUCAUGUUUGGUUCAUAAACUGUUCUAUUUCGUUCAA